Messenger RNA from Protobothrops mucrosquamatus (brown spotted pit viper), 5082 nucleotides. Its product is annotated as sodium channel protein type 5 subunit alpha-like. The record is from RefSeq and is a predicted model, not a curated record. Bases 1 to 5082 code for a protein of 1693 amino acids. Gene Ontology annotation, biological process: neuronal action potential; membrane depolarization during action potential; sodium ion transmembrane transport. Gene Ontology annotation, cellular component: axon; voltage-gated sodium channel complex; plasma membrane. Gene Ontology annotation, molecular function: voltage-gated sodium channel activity. NCBI's taxonomy places the organism in Eukaryota, Metazoa, Chordata, Lepidosauria, Squamata, Viperidae. The transcript is spliced from 25 exons.
AUGCCAAAUUUUUCUUUUUCAACGGCCCAUAAUUUCCUCCGUUUCACUCCUGAAUCUUUGGAUGCAAUUAAAAAGAGAAUUGCUGAGAAAGAAGCCAAUCGCGCCAAAGCCUCAGAAAAGGACAAUAAUGAAACACAAGAAGAAAAUAUUCAACCACAGCUUGAUCUGAAAGUUUUAAAAAAGCUACCUAUUCUUUAUGGGAAGCCCCCUCCUUGGCUGAUUGGAGAACCAUUGGAGGAUGUUGACCCCUAUUACAAGGAUCAUGAGACAUUUAUGGUGCUAUCGUCCCGAAGCAGAAUCUUUCGAUUUACAGCCUCCAAAUCUUUAUUUUUAUUUAAUCCAUUCCACCCACUAAGAAGACUAGCCGUAAAAAUUUUAAUACAUGUUUUGUUUAUUGCAUUUAUAACAUGUGUUGUUCUUGUCAACUGUGUUUUUAUGGCUUUAAACAGUCCUCCAACUGAUGGCAACACUACUGAAAUUAUUUUCACAAGCAUUUAUACAGCGGAGUUCGUAAUCAAAGUGGUAGCACGAGGAUUUGUUUGUAAUGAAUUCACUUAUCUGCGAGAUCCUUGGAAUGUUUUGGACUUCUUUGUUUUAAUUAUGACAUAUGUAGCUUUCAAUCAAAAAUUUGGCAGCAUUUCAGCUCUCCGAAUUUUCAGGAUACUGAGAACUUUAAAAGCAGUUUCUGUAAUUCCAGGCUUGAAAGUCAUUAUAUCUUCCCUUCUUCAGUCGGUGAAAAAACUUGCAAAUGUGAUGUUGCUGACAGUUUUCUUCUUGGCUGUGUUUGCACUGGUUGGUCUUCAGCUCUUCAUGGGUAACUUAAGAUAUAAUUGUGUUCCCUGUUUGGUUCUUACUGAAAACCUCAUCAAGAACAAAACUGAUUGUUUAUUAAAGGAUACAGAAAAUUAUGGCAACUGUUCCAGUGGUCCUUCUAAGCCAUUGCUAUGUGGAUUUAGCCCAGAUCCUAAUAAAACGGAAUGUCCUUUGAACAGCGUUUGUGUGAAGCGUAAAGAGAAUCCUGAUUUUGGAUAUACUAGUUUCGAUCACUUGGGAUGGGCGUUCCUCUCAUUAUUUCGACUGAUGACACAGGACAGCUGGGAACGUCUCUACAGACAGAAGGAGAUGGUGAUGUCCUAUCAACUACCACUUGAAAUGCUUGAUGAUCCAUUUCAAAGGCAGAAAUUAACAAGUGCUGCCAAUGUGAUUAGCAAAACUAUGGAAUGGGAAGAACCUAAAUUUGAAUUUCCUCCUGGCCUGAAAGAAGCUAUCAAAAAGCAUCUUACUUGGCAGUGCUGUUCGCUGUGGCUGCAAAUAAAGAACAUAUUGAAGAAAAUAAUGAUAAAUCCUUUAAUGGAACUAUUUAUUACACUGUGCAUUAUAGCAAAUACCCUGCUCAUGGCAUUGGAAAAACUUUCAUUAUCAUCAGAACAGGUUACUAAGGGAAAUAAUGUGUUCACUGCCAUUUUUAUGGCUGAAAUGGUCCUCAAGAUGAUUGCGCUAGAUCCGUAUUACUAUUUUCAGUGCCCCUGGAAUGUGUUUGACUUCAUUGUGGUUAUUAUCAGCAUAAUAAACAUGGCGCUCAACAUGCGAGCACCAAUUUUCAGAACGCUGAGAAUCUUCAAACUUUCAAAAUUUUGGCCAGCUUUAAAUAAGCUUAUGAAAAUAAUGUUGAAAUCAGUGGGCCCUCUGGGUAACCUCACCCUUGUUCUGAUAUUCACCGUGUUCAUUUUUGCUGUGGUUGGCAAGCAAGCGUUUGGGAUUUAUUACAGAGCGGUCACUGCGAAUGCUAGCAUCUGCAACAACAACAGUAUGCCCAAUUGUGUUUCCAGUAAUGAUUCUGAGACAUGCCAGUUGCGUUGGCACAUGAAGGAUUUUUUACAUUCGUUUCUUAUUAUAUUCCGAAUCCUGUGUGGAGAAUGGAUUGCUACCAUGUGGGAAUGCAUGCAAGUUGCUGGGGAAGGACGGUGCAUCAUUCUGUUCAUGCUGGUCCUGGUUUUAGGAAAUCUGGUGGUCCUCAACCUCUUUAUCGCUCUGUUGCUGAGUUCCUUCAGUAGCAGCGAUUGCGAAACAGAGGCGGAUAACUGCAAACCCCAGCCUGAAAAGGCUGUCGCACUCCUACAGAGGGGGCUGCGGUUUGUCAGACUUUUCCUGUGGGAUUGGUGUUGCAAUGUGUUCCUGAAGAAGAUGAAGAUAACAGGCACAAAGAAAAAGAACAAGGCAACUGUCACUGAAAAGUCCUGUGAGGCUGAAUCCUCGAAAGAGAUCUCAGAGAACUUUGCUAGCACGGAAUCCUUCGAGAAUUGGGAUAAACGUCCGUGGGAUAGGAAACAGGAAGAUUUUGCGACCGAUUACAGGGAACUUCCCUCUGUUCCCCUGGCUGAACUGGAGACAUUAAGUAUUGAGGAAAUGGAUCUUAGUACCCUGCUGGCUUGUCGGCUGGAAUGCCAGCAGCCCAGGUUUGAGACCCAAGGGCCAUGCGACAGGAUGAGCUCCCGUCCUUGCUCCAGCUCCUGCCAACUUAGCAGUUGGAAAGCAGGGCAAGCAGCUUUUGAAUUUAAAACCCAGGCAAAUGGCAUCCAUUCUUCAAAGAGAUCAGAUUAUGAUACGAGCUGUUCAGAGAUUAGCACGGUGGAUCAGAGAUCUCCUAUCAAUCCGGUGCCUGAAGUGAAGAAGGAACCUCAGGAUUGUUUCCCACAAGUCUUCAUGAAAUUGUUUCCAUGGUGCAGAGUGAAUACAGAUGUAUUUCCAGGCAACACGUGGUGGAAAUUUAGGAAAACCUGCUACAAAAUUAUAAAACACAAUUGGUUUGAAUCCUUUAUUAUAUUCAUGAUAUUACUGAGUAGUAGUGCUCUGAUCUUUGAAGACAUUUACCUUGAUAGAAGGAAAACCAUAAAAAGCAUUCUUGAGUAUGCCGAUGUAUUCUUUUUCUGUAUAUUUUUCUUGGAGAUGCUUCUCAAAUGGGUGGCCUAUGGCUUUAGAAAAUAUUUUACUGACGGCUGGUGUAUUCUUGAUUUCUUUAUUGUAUGUGUAAGUACCAUAGGUACAACAAAGACUAGACAGUGUGAUAGUAAUAUCUCCACAAAAUCUUUAAGAACAUUGAGGGCCCUGAGACCUCUCCGAGCACUGUCUAGAUUUAAAGGAAUAAAGGUUGUUGUGAACGCCCUUGCCGGCGCCAUCCCUUCCAUUGGAAAUGUGCUUCUUGUCUGCAUUGUACUCUGGCUUCCCUUUAAUAUCUUGGGAGUGCAGCUGUUUGGAGGGAAAUUUUCAUGCUGGAAAUUUGAAACUAAGAAUAAUUGUGUUAACAACCCUAUCAACUUUGAUCAUGUUGGGAACGGGUAUCUGGCUCUCCUUCAGGUGGCAACAUUUAAAGGCUGGAUGGAAAUUAUGUAUGCUGCAGUAGAUUCACCCACUGACAAUUCUACCCAACCAUGUUUUGAAAGCAAUGUAUAUGCAUACAUUUACUUCGUGGUCUUUAUUAUAUUUGGAUCCUUCUUCAUGCUGAACCUCUUCAUUGGUGUGGUUAUCGACAAUUUUAACCAGCAAAGAAAAAAGAUAAGUGGAGAACUCAUCUUUUUGUCAGAGGAUCAAAAGAAAUAUUAUAAUGCACUAAAAAAGCUUGGUACCAAGAAACCACAUAAGACUAUUCCACGACCUCUGAACCAGUUCCAAGGAUUUCUUUUUGAUAUCGUAAACAAGCAAGCCUUUGAACUUUUCAUUAUAAGCCUUAUCUUCCUGAACGUGCUGGUCAUGGCUGUGGAAUACGAAGGUCAAGACGUGGCUGCCGACCAACUUCUAGAAAAGAUCAACUGUGCCUUUGUUGCCCUCUUCACUGGCGAGUGUUUAAUGAAGCUGCUGGCUCUGAGGCUCUAUUUCUUCAAAGACUCCUGGAACAUAUUUGAUCUGGUGGUUGUAAUUCUUUCAAUAAUUAGCCUUGCCGCAACCCAGCUUUGGCGACGUCUCAAUUUCCCGCCGACAAUCUUGCGAGUCAUUCGAGUGAUCCGUAUCAGCCGCCUCCUGAGGCUGAUCCGAGGCGCGAGGGGACUGCGCACCCUGCUUUUCGCCCUGUUGAUGUCCCUUCCUGCUCUCACCAACAUUGGGCUCCUCCUUUUCUUGAUCAUGUUCAUUUAUGCUAUAUUUGGCAUGGCUAAUUUCUCCUGCGCGAGCUGGCUACAAGGGAUUGACAAUAUUUUCAACUUCCAGACCUUUGGCAAUAGCAUGCUUUGCCUCUUCCAGAUCACAACCUCUGCCGGCUGGGAUGAACUUCUUGGACCGAUGGUCAUCCAUCAGGACGACUAUUUCUGUGCUCCGAACAUCAACUCCAUGCCCCAGAAGAACCCCUGCGUCAACAGCAAGCUGGCCAUUGCCUAUUUUGUCAGCUACAUCAUUAUUUCGUUUCUGAUUGUAGUUAACAUGUACAUCGCUGUCAUCAUUGAGAAUUUGAAUGUUGCCACCGAAGAGAGCACAGAGCCACUAGGGGACGACGACUUUGAAAUAUUUUAUGAGAUCUGGGCGAAAUUUGACCCCAAAGCAACCCAGUUCAUUUCUUACUCAGCACUGUCCAACUUUGCAGAUGCUCUGGCAGAACCUUUACGAAUACCGAAACCAAAUAGCCAGCAAUUGUUGUCCAUGGACCUUCCGAUAGUCAAUGGGAAUAAAAUCCACUGUUUGGAUAUUUUGUUUGCUUUUACGAAAAGGGUGCUAGGAGAAUCUGGAGAAAUGGACUCGUUUGAGUCCCAAAUAGAGGAUAAAUAUCCGGAGAAGAUUGCCUAUGAGCCUAUUGUGACAACUCCCAAGAGAAAGCAGGAUGAGUCUGCCAUCGUAAUUCAAAGAGCUUUUCGGGUGCACCUCCACCGUGUAGGAAAGAAAGCAUCUCAGGAACCCUGUGUAACUAUCUCCUUGGAGAAUAUUCCAGAAGAGGAAAACCUAUCUGUGUUCAGCCUGAGUGAAAUUGAAGACAGCCAGUCUAAUAAUUCUCAGAGCUUAUCUUCGGUUGUCAUUCCUCCAUCCUACAGCAAUGUGACUAGCAUGGCUCCUGACAUUCAACAGGAGAAGUUCCCUGACAGUAAUGGCAACACAAAGUGA